Molecule: messenger RNA, 723 nt
Organism: Ilex paraguariensis (yerba mate)
Lineage: Eukaryota; Viridiplantae; Streptophyta; Magnoliopsida; Aquifoliales; Aquifoliaceae
Source: the annotation of a GenBank genome assembly
CCUUAACUUUCACUUCAAGUAGAACGAACUUAGAUUGUUACUAACAUAGUGUAAUACCAAGGCCUUUAACAUUUUAUCAAUUCCAUCUCAUUGUAGGAGAAAUGUCUCAUCAUGGAGAUGAUGCUUUGGAAGUCUCAACUCACAAGGAACCUCUAGAUCAAAGACUAGGCUCAAUGCAUAUUUUAUCUGGAAAUUUUGACCAUCGAGUUGAAUCGCUAAAAUUGGAGGAUGAGAUUGAUCAAAUUUUGCAGGCGCUGAAAAAGUCACAGGAGUCCGAAUACAAAAUUGCAGAGGAAAGGCUUUUCGCUCAGAAAAAUUAUCUUCUAAAUCUAUAUCAACAGCUUGACAAAGAGAGGUCCGAUCUUUUAAGGUACACAUCAUCAACUGACUCAGAUACGUUACUCGACACUGUCCUUAAGAGGGUGGAUCAGAUAAAAUGGGAGGUCAAAAAACUCAGGGAUAUGCAAGAAGUGGCCAAGGGAUUCGGAAAAACUUCAAAAGAUACUCUAAAAGAACAUUUUGGUAUAGAAAUGGAGCAUUGACAACCAUUUUUUAGUACAUGAUGAUGUCUGUAGUCACCAGCUGUUUGUGUUGAAAGUUUUGUGGAGGGGGGUUACACCUCUAGAUAGAUCAUUUGUGAUAUACUGAUAUUCAAUCAACAGCCUCGGCUGGUUUUCUCGGAGAUCACAUUUACCGGUGAAUGUAACGCUAAAUUCGCUCGAG